AUGACAGAAAAUCAAAAGGCAGUGGUGCUCGAGGCCAAGGGCCGUAUUUCAAUUGAGGACAGACCUGUUCCACAAAUUGAGGAUCCACACUACGUGAAAUUACAGAUCAAGAAAACCGGAAUCUGUGGGUCAGACGUUCAUUAUUAUGUUGCAGGAGCCAUAGGCAACUUUGUUGUGAAAAAACCAAUGAUUUUGGGACACGAAUCAAGCGGUAUUGUAACUGAGGUUGGCAAAGCCGUAACGAGCGUAAAAGUGGGUGACAAAGUGGCCAUCGAGCCUGGUAUUCCAAGCAGAUAUUCCGAUGAAACUAAAGCAGGAAACUAUAAUUUAUGUCCGGAAAUGAAGUUCGCUGCGACGCCUCCGUACGACGGCACUUUGGUCAAAUACUACCUGGCACCGGAGGAUUUCGUGGUCAAACUGCCAGAGCAUGUGUCUCUCGAGGAAGGUGCACUGGUAGAGCCCCUUUCGGUUGGAGUACACGCCAACAAGCUUGCCAAAUUGUCUUUCAACCAAAAAGUGGCCGUGUUUGGGGCGGGUCCCGUGGGGCUUCUCACCGGAGCUGUAGCGCGCGCAUUUGGCGCUAGUGAGGUAGUCUUCAUCGACGUUUUCCCUCAUAAACUGAAGCUGUCGUCCAAAUUUGGCGGAACGAAAUUCGUGGAUUCGUCCAAAAUCAAGGACGAGGAGCUUUUGGUCGCAGAAAUCGUGAAGGAAUUGGAUUCGGAGCAGCCUGAGGUUGUUUUUGACUGCUCCGGCGCGGAAGUAUGCAUCAGAGCCGGCAUCAAGGUGUGCAAGACCGGUGGUACCUACGUUCAAGUGGGUGCUGGCAAAGAAGACGUGAAUUUCCCGAUCGCAGCGAUAGGGCCCAAGGAAUUGAAAGUGCUGGGAUGUUUCAGGUACGCCUUUGGCGACUACCGGGACGCGGUCCAGUUGAUUUCCACCGGCGCCGUCGAUGUUAAACCGCUGGUGACACAUCGGUUUAAGUUUGAAGACGCUGUGAAGGCUUACGAAUUUAAUGUUAAAUGCGGUUCCGAAGUGAUCAAAACCAUUAUUGAUGGUCCAGAGUAG
This is a messenger RNA of Lachancea meyersii CBS 8951, 1065 nucleotides long. Lineage: Eukaryota; Fungi; Ascomycota; Saccharomycetes; Saccharomycetales; Saccharomycetaceae. The record is from the annotation of a GenBank genome assembly.